AUGAAACAGGCUGAAAAAGUAUCAUCUAUUCCCAACACUGGGGACCAUAUUUAUGUUCUUCGUUCCUUGAGCUACGCGCAUCACGGUAUUUAUGUGGGAGAAAGCAAAGUGGUGCAUUUCCAAACACCUCUUGAAACUGGUCGAAUGGACAGUUCAGCGAUUGCAGAAAGCGAAUUCGACGAGUUCCUGGGAUCUGACGGCUUCGAUUGGUAUUUAUACCAAUACGGAGUGACCGCGGAGGAAUUUAGCAGAUACCCCCGUGGUACAUGCACAACAACACAUAGCGAUGAUGUCACCACCGUCAUUGAUCGCGCGCGCAAGGCAAUUCGAGAAGGAUUUGGUCAGUUCAAUAUUGUUGGAAAUAAUUGUGAGGACUUUGCGUUGUACUGCAAGACAGGCCAGCGAUCACAGGCAAGCGGUCAAUAUCUGUCAGCCAUGCGUAGGAUAGAGGCCGCGCGCCAGGCUGCGGCGACUGGGUACAAAAGUCCCAUAGUGUACGCUGGGUGUGUCAUGGGAUGGUUCUCUGCGAAAGAUUUCGGGAAAACAAACAGCUUGGACCAAGAACGAGAAGAACCGCCAUUUGUGGAUCAGGAGAAAAGGGAUACGAGAAAAUUGGAUCCUAACACGAAAAGCUCGAAUGCCAAGGUGGCAACAAAAAACGUAUCUUGGAAGGAAAAAUAGGAUGAUUAUCCACUCAAUCCUUCUUAGAACUAGCUAUCUUAGCACUCACUGCGGUGAAAAAAGAGGUAACACAAAAACUUUCGUGCACCAUCGGAUGAAUAAGUGCCACGAUCAGUCAAGACAUUGGAGGCCAGGUUACUGAAGGACGCGCAACGCACCACGUGACCUGUUGAUCCGGGAGAGAUCCGAUUUCACGUUGAUUUACCGAAAUGUCUCGUUUCUGCUAAGAUCAAAACUAAAACAAGCUGUGGCGAAAAGACUGACCGAAUUCGAAGGACAAUAUAUUUGAUAAAUUAUAGUUGAUUUCUUGGUUAAUAAUUAAUUUAUGAUAAUUUAUCAUAUUGAUAUUUCUUCCUAUUAGAAGAGGUUUCGUCACUUUUUCUCACAUAGGACUCUCAUCUCUAAUACAGAUGCUACCUGUCUUGAUUUCUUUUUUCAAGAUCAGAUCAAAGUUCUCCUCACUGUUUUGAGACAGUUUGAGAAGAAUAGUUCAGGAGAAUUUAGCUUUUUGGUUCAAUGGGCUCCUGUUUUAAACUUAUCUUUCAGAAUAAGUCUAUUAAAUAUUCUACAUUCUGAAUGUCA
Pocillopora verrucosa is the source of this 1263-nucleotide messenger RNA. RefSeq lists its product as uncharacterized. The record is from RefSeq and is a predicted model, not a curated record. NCBI's taxonomy places the organism in Eukaryota, Metazoa, Cnidaria, Anthozoa, Scleractinia, Pocilloporidae.